This is a messenger RNA of Mobula hypostoma (lesser devil ray), 826 nucleotides long. Its product is annotated as immunoglobulin lambda-1 light chain-like. The record is from RefSeq and is a predicted model, not a curated record. Gene Ontology annotation, biological process: immunoglobulin mediated immune response. Gene Ontology annotation, cellular component: IgG immunoglobulin complex; blood microparticle. The transcript has 3 exons. Gene Ontology annotation, molecular function: antigen binding. Lineage: Eukaryota; Metazoa; Chordata; Chondrichthyes; Myliobatiformes; Myliobatidae. The coding region runs from base 7 to 738 and encodes 243 amino acids.
GGAGGAAUGUCCCCAGCGCUGCAUCUCCUGUGGGUUCUGCUGGUUCAUUUAGCAGAUCUCCACGCGGCCCCAGUGCUCAGUCAGACCCCAAUGUCCGGACCUGUUUCCGCGGGUCAAACUGUCCGCUUAGAGUGUCGAAUGCAGAAUGGUGAUGUUGGAAGUUACUCCAUGAACUGGUACCAAGAGUAUCCCGGCGAGAGACCGGAGUGGGUGUUAGAACAUUACCCAAACAAUAAUAUAUACCGAGGGACAGGGAUCACAGACCGUUUUGAACCGUCCAGAGACUCCUCCAGCAACAGUCACAUUCUGACCAUCAGCAGUUUGGAGCCCCGGGAUUCCGCCGUCUAUUACUGUGCAGCGUGGUAUAAUGGAGGUAUCUUCGGUCCAGGCACCAGCCUAGAUAUUAAGAGUAGCGAAUCCUGGGAGCUCUCAGUUCUUCUGCUCCCUCCCUCUCCGGAGGAGACCGGCAGGGGUUCGGCCACUCUCUCCUGUCUGGUGAGUGGCUUUAAGCCGGGCUUGGUAGCGCUGCGCUGGACUGUCGAUGGAGUCCAGACGGAGAGCGGCGUGACAACAGGCGCUGUCUCCCUGGACACUGAACAGACCUACAGGCUGAGCAGUUACCUGCGGGUAACCACCGCUGCCUGGAACAAGGGCUCGAGUUAUUCCUGCAGCGUGAGCCACAGCUCACUGAGCUCGCCGCUGCGCAACACCAUCUCUUCGUCCGCCUGUGCGCAGUGAGAGUGUGCCGGCUGGCAGCUCACGUGGAUUGUUUGCUCUUGUUUAGUGCAGUGAAGCAAUCAUUGGAUCUGUAAGGCAGCCCAAGGCA